AUGCCUUCCGCAGCGACGCUCUCGAUCGACCCACGCAAGUGGGCUGAGACGAUUGAGGAGGCAGGCGCCGAAUGCUUCUGCUCUGCAGUCUCUGCGAAGAACGUCACCCACGUCCUGUCGACCGCGACGGUGCGCGCACCGCAGAAGCAGCUGUGCGCCGCGGUGAGCAACUUUGUGCCGGCGAUGCUGGAGAGUGUUCACGGCGUCUCGAUCUUGACUGCGCUGGUGCGCUAUGGCACCACGGCGACGGUGGAGCAGGUAACCAGCAAGCUCCUUGCAGCGGACGAGGGCGUAUGGUCAUUCACGGCGGCUCCAAAGAAGGAGAUGACCAAGUGCCUGUCACAGCUGCUAGAGCGGCUGGCCUACCGCGAGGACUGCACCGGUGAAUCCCACAAGGCACUUUUUGGUUCUCUGAAGGCUGUCAAGAAGCAGGCGCUGAUGACGUCCCCCUUUACACUGCCCGCCACCGCUCGCCUCGCGCUGGUGGACGACGCAUUUGCUGCAGCGCUCCUGUCCUCGAGUGAGGCGCAGAGGGCGCUGGGCAGAUCGUGUCAGGACGCCGCCACCGCCGCCGCUGCGGAGGCGUUUUGCUGCGCACUGUUUGAGAGGGCGGCGGACGACGCGGCCAGUGACUUUGUUUGGAAGGCACUGGCGGCUAGCAUGAAGCCAGAUGCCAAGGCGCACCCACGCGAGGCUAUCCUCGCCCUCCUCGCAUCGCACGCGCCGGUGCCGCUGGUGAAUAAGGUAACCAGCGCGAUGGCACAGUGGCCGACGGUGCGUGAUUUGUGCACCCGUGAUUCCUACGCGCACAUCGUCGCCCAUCUGCUAGAGCGCUGCGACGACGAGAGGGCGGGCAACAGACUGGUUGCUGCCGUUAUCACUCAGGAGGCGGACGUGACACAGCGGAUGGGUGCGCGCAAGGCGGCCCAGCACCACCUUCUGGCAGCGCUCACAGCAAAGCCCAGCUACGCGCAGGCCCUGCAGAAGCGUCUUGGCACCUCGCAGACGAAGCGCCUGGCGGCGGCAAAGAUGCGCUUCGCAAACGCUACACAGCCAAAGGCGAUAACGACGCAGCGGGUGAUACUGGAAAAGCUGAAGAAGCUGCGCAGCACUGCCACUUCCUCCCUUGGCGCCGGGGUGAAGCGCGCGCGUGAGUGA
Messenger RNA from Leishmania braziliensis MHOM/BR/75/M2904, 1158 nucleotides. RefSeq lists its product as hypothetical. The transcript has a single exon. Lineage: Eukaryota; Euglenozoa; Kinetoplastea; Trypanosomatida; Trypanosomatidae. The coding region runs from base 1 to 1158 and encodes 385 amino acids. The record is from RefSeq and is a predicted model, not a curated record.